Messenger RNA from Durusdinium trenchii, 390 nucleotides. The record is from the annotation of a GenBank genome assembly. Lineage: Eukaryota; Dinophyceae; Suessiales; Symbiodiniaceae.
AUGGUCAUGGAGGUGGACGAGGAUGAGGGUUACAAGGCUGAGCGCGCUUACGUGGCGCUGUUGCACGGAGAAAACAAAACAUUUCUCCUGUAUGCCGCGUCGUUUCAGCCUGAGUUAGGACAGCUACGGACAGGGCCUCGGAAGAGUUUUGUUGAGCACAAUGCUUCACAUGUUGAUUGCGCAGGCGAACACGUGAAGAGCCUUAGCGCGAUUUGGGAAGUUGAAGAGGUGGAUCUUGUAGAUUGUCCAGUAGCGGACAAGUCCCGUCGAAAGCGGCAUCGCUACGUGUUUACAAAGCUCAGAUGCCUAGAGGUACCCUACAGGAGAAUCAUUUUCUUGGACCUGGACGUGAUUGUGAGAAGUUCGCCAGCUCCUUUGUUCGAGGCCUGA